Messenger RNA from Exaiptasia diaphana, 2870 nucleotides. Its product is annotated as ephrin-B1. The record is from RefSeq and is a predicted model, not a curated record. The transcript is spliced from 6 exons. Lineage: Eukaryota; Metazoa; Cnidaria; Anthozoa; Actiniaria; Aiptasiidae. Gene Ontology annotation, biological process: axon guidance; ephrin receptor signaling pathway. The coding region runs from base 205 to 1269 and encodes 354 amino acids. Gene Ontology annotation, cellular component: plasma membrane. Gene Ontology annotation, molecular function: ephrin receptor binding.
AUUUUUAAACCAAACAAAACUACGACUGAAUAUCAGAGGGAAUUGGCAUGAUAAAWGCAAAAUAUUUCACCUCAUUAUCAUAAAGACAGAGCAUUCACCAAUUUUAAUUGAAUUUUUUGUUUGCUCUGAUAAAACGUCAGCUGAGUGAGGUAACAAGACGCCUUGUCAAGGUUACGUCCUCUUCACAGAGAGCAUCAAGCUAUCAUGGCUUCAAUACGCUUCGAUUUGAAGCUUCUUGGGCUGGUUUUGUGGGUUAUUUUGGAGUGCACUCUUCGGAGUUUAAGCGAAAUAUAUGUUCCCUUACACUGGACGCAUUUAAACCCAUUAUUCAAGACAUCAAAAAGUUCAUCUAGCCCUUCAAUAUUACGACAAAAUGUUCUUCCAAAGUCACGACUAAAUAUUAUUUGUCCAAAUGCUGCUUUAAAUCCAGUUAAAAUGCACCAAAGUCCAGCCAAAGAUCAUUUGUAUGAAAACUUAUGGGUGGUCGAUAAGCAGAGCUUUGAUACUUGUAGGGUUAAUACGUCACUUAAAGCUAACAGAUUAUUAUUACAAUGUGAUACGCCGUUAAUAUUUAAACAUUAUCCACUGGUAUUCUUGGAGUUUAGUCCUGCUAAACAGUUUAUGGAGUUUCAAAAGGGAAAAGACUACUAUUUCAUCUCCACUUCAGAUGGAACAAAGAAUUCAUUAAAAAGUACCAAAGGUGGACAUUGUAAAACUGCAUCAAUGAAGUUUAUUAUACAUGUAUGCUUAAAUGAUCAAGAUCCAUUAUGUCAAGAUAAACCACCUACAACGACAGCACCACCAACAACACAACCAACAACAACAACAACAACUAAACCAACAACAAAGAGCACAAGAAUACCUACAACACAAGAACCCACUACCACAGUAUCUCCUACAACAACUCCCUUAACAGAACAAACAAUAAGAACAUUAAAACAAUAUGAAAUCACACCUGAAACAAUGCAGAACGCAGAUGUUACAAAACGGGAUCAACAAACAAAUGCUGGAACAGAAAAAACUGUUAACAAAUCUCCAGAUAUGGAGACAGCUAAAGGUGAACGAUCAGCCGCAGAUAUMGCAAGAGAUGCUACAUGGUUUAUAUUGAUGGCAGUAAUGGGUGCACUUUUAGUGGUUUCAAUUUCAUGUAAUCUUUAUACUAUAUGCAUUAGAAACAAAGCCCAAAGAAGAUCAGAGACAGUUGAUGACAAGCGUUCAUCCGCUGUGCACACACUACUCAGAGAUAACUCACGGGUCGACAAAGUAUAGUAGUAUAUAAAAGACACUACUGAACUGUGCCAGAAGGAUCACUCCACUUAGCAGCUGCAUUUGAUCGCAAUGUGCUUCUUGCAGAAUAUCAGUAUUAGUGCUGUCUUUGACAUCUAAAGGGAAGAAUCAACCAAUGAUUGAAAGAAAUGGCUGUAGGAAUUAUGAGUAUAUUGAACUCUUGGAUAGAAGAUAUAUAUAGACAUGUGGUCUCUUUGGAUGGGAAAAAGAGAAAUGGUUGAUCAUUGUUAUCAUAAUGGAGAUUGGAUUACUAAAUGUCUGGAAAGAAGGACAUCAAAAUUAAAAUAUGCAAGGAAAAUGUGUUAGACAAUGAAUAUAACAAAACAUUUUGAAUACAAAUGUGUCAAAUAUGCAAGACAACAAGCACAAGGUUAAAGACACUUGGAUAAUGUUUAGUCGAAACAAGACAGAGAAAAAUGUAUAAAAUGUGGARAGUUUCACAUAUGGAGGAAUAAGAUACAGUUACUGUAAUAUUCUACUGAAAGAGAAGCAAGAACCGUGUUUCAAAUUGGUAACAUUUGUAGUUAAUCUUCAUUGAAAUCAAGACGUGGAUUAUAGCAGCUAUUUGCUGUUUGACGGAUCAUUAGCAUAUAGUGAAUGUCUGGUUGAUAUUAUAUGCUUGUCUAUAGAGUAUAUAAAUUUAUGUCUUUCUGUAGAAAGGUAUUCAUUCUUAAAUCCAAAAUCAUCAUUUGGUGAAAACUAUAGAAACAUAUGACCAACACAUGUACAGUACAAUUCAAAACACUUUUUAAAAGACCUACUGCCCUAAAAAAUUAUUGUAUAAAUUUUCYAGUUUUUAUUCUGUAGUUUUAGACAGUAUAGGAUUAUUGAAAUUAUUUUAUAUUUCUUUCUUCAUAAAUAAUUGUGAUCUUCAAUAUAAUUACAGUAAAAUGCUACACUGUUUACGUGUGUGCAGUAUGUGAGCUCGCUUGCAUCAUCAUUGAUAAUAAGAUGAUUGCCUGGCUAAAUGGAGAUGUGGUCCGGUUUGUUCAAAGCCCGAUUAGCGUUAAUCCAGGUUCAACUCCAUAGGUUUUCUAAAAGUUAACUCAGGAUUAUUUCUAAUCGAGCUUUGAACAAGAAGAGGGUCCUUCAUCCAUCUGUUGAACAACUGCUAUUUAGAUUGCCAUGAAUCUUUUUCAAGCUCCAGAGAAAUGUAUCAUCCCUAUAUUGUUUAGUCUCAUUUAACAGCCGCGACUUCCAAAAUUAUUUUAGGGGGGGAAUUAUUUCAUGAAACUGCAAGCCGAGGCUGUUAGAAGAGACUACAUAUUGUUGGGAAAACUAUAUUGUAUAUUGAAUAUUGUUUGGGCACCUUGUUUGCUGUUUAGAGACAGUCAUUCAAGAUAUUGGAUAAUUUGUYGUUAGGGCGUGGUCAGUCCUUAGAAGGAUGGUCGCUUUAUAGAGGUAUAGUUAAAUAGAGUAGACAGACACAUAGUAUUUUAUAAAUAGGCAUACCCUUGCAUUAAAUAGAUAAUAAAUUCUUUAUAAAUAGAUUGUAUGUAAACAUUAGUAUAGUCAAUUGCAAUCCAUUCUGUAUUUUGUACAUCAAUUAUAAUAUUUAUAAAUAAACUUAUUUCUAAAAUUUA